CAAUUCCACGCCAAGGAGACGGCGGAAAAAAGAAAAGAAGAGAAAAGAGGCGGAGGGGGAGGAGAGGCCGAGCAGCAGUGUGACAGCGUGAAAGCGCGUUAAACCGCGUUAAACAUGCCAUUCAGCCAGCCGCAGACCUCCAGCUCCACUGCAGCCGCUGGAUGCCGAACAACCUUAGAACUUUAAACGAACAAUGCACGUGAGAGCUCGACAACAGUAGAACGAUUUAAAACAUAACGCUCAAUAUCGCCACGUCUUAACCGUCUCUUCAGUUCGUUGAGGUGUUUAGAGCUUUUUUAUGGGUAAAAUACUGGAUUUUCUUCAUUGAUUUCUCUGAAACGGUGCUAGCAGAGGACGGGACGGGGAGAAUAACUACAGACCUGCUGCCGAGAGAGAGACGCUUUGAGAAGAGGAACUUUCUUACCAGGCCGGUUUCCCGUCCGGACUUUGUGAGAUCUCUUUUUUUAAAAUGAACUUUUUUGGAUUAAGUGUGUUGCUCGCCUACUCGUCAUUCCUCUACACGAACCUCGCUUUCCAGUCGAGUCAAGAUUACUACGAUUACGACCCAGACGAAGGAGAUGCCCUGGAGCCCUCGGAGCGUGACCUGGAGGAGCAGCUGCGUUCUGCCAGUAGUGUGGAUGAGCUGAUGAAGCUACUGUAUCCGAGCUACUGGAACAUGCUCAAGUGCCGCUCCAAACGCGGAUCCAUGCCUCGUUUUAGUUCCAGAGAACACAGUGAGCAGCCUUCUGCAGAAACGCGUAUGGAGGAGAUGACAUUCGCUGCCGCAUACUUAAAUAUUGACAUAUUUAAAAGUAUUGAGGCAGAGUGGAGAAAGACCCUGUGCAUGCCGCGCGAAGUUUGUUUAGAUGUGGGGAAAGAGUUUGGGGCAGCCACAAACACCUUCUAUAAACCACCCUGCGUGUCUGUCUACAGAUGUGGAGGCUGCUGCAACAGUGAGGAACACCAGUGCAUGAACAUCACUACCUCUUACAUCAGCAAGACGUUGUUUGAGAUCACAGUCCCUGUGAAACAGCCACCGAAACCAGUCACUAUCAGCUUUGCCAACCACACCUCGUGCAACUGCUUGUCUAAGCUGGAUGUGUACAGACAGCGACACUCAAUCAUCCGACGAGCCUUGCCAGAAUGUCAUGUGGCGAAUAAAACAUGCCCGAAGAACCAGAGUUGGAGCAAUAGCUUAUGCAGAUGUGUGCCUGUGCAUGACACACUCUUCCCUCAGCACCACUCGGAUUCAUUUAAUCAGGACUUCUGUGGUCUAAACAAGGAGCUGGAUGAGGACACGUGUCAGUGUGUGUGCCGGAAGGACGUGAGGACGGCCGGCUGUGGACCACGACGCUACUUGGACAAGAAUACCUGCCAGUGCGCAUGUAAAACACAGCCUUCAUCCUGUGGUCCCCACCAAACCUUCAACAAGGACACCUGCCAGUGCACCUGUGCCAAGGUGUGUCCCAGCACUCACCCACUCAACCGCACCAAGUGUGCGUGUGAGUGCACAGAGUCGGCCAACAAGUGCUUCCUCAGAGGAAGGAGGUUCCAACCAGCCACAUGCAGUUGCUACAGACUGCCAUGUCAAGUGGACCCCAAGAGGCGGCGAUGUGAGGAGGGUUUAUUCUUCAGCGAUGAAAUCUGUCACUGCAUCCCCAAUUACUGGAGGAGACCUAAUUAAGCGAUGUUAACGGACCAGCUAACAGAGCUAACAGAACACAGAGACGCUAACGUUAUGAAGCGGCCCUCAGGGUGCCUGCUGCUAAAUGGACUCUCUUCCGCUGGUCCCGUAGGCUGCCACGCAGUAGUGAUGGCAUUAAUGGGGACUCGCUGUAAAAGACAUUUGAUUGUAACCCCAAAUAUGAGAUGAGGGGAUGCGAGCUUACUUUGAACUUGAUCACCAUGAGAGAUUUUAAAGGCUGGAGCCAUUUUAUUUUCUACGUCUUUUAAUUGAUUUGUUUACUCAUUAUUUGUCAGAUAUUGAUUAUAUAAUUUAUUGCCACUAAAUGUUUUGAAACAUAUUUGUUCAUAGCGAUUUCAAAUCUUUGCAAAGGAAAUACACUGUGAUCAAUAUUUUUGUAUCAUGUGGUCCCGUAAAAUAAAAUAUAAAGUUGUAUUAUAUAUUGUUAACUUAUUUAUGAGCUAGUCUAUCAUACUGAAAUAGUACAGAUAAUACAAAAUGAUGCAAAUGUAUUCAGUUAUGACCACUAGGACUUCUGUAUAUUGUAUCCAUCUAUCAGAGUAAAGUGUCAUCUGACAAUUUAUUGACAGUACCGUUCACCACAUAGAUACACAAGUAUCAGCCCUUUGCGGAAUAUACAAGUUGAUCAUUUGUGACAGACUUCAGUGUGCUGCAAGUUGUCCGUUUCAAGGACGUUCCUUAUAAGGACCAGCAGAGUGGGGGGAGUGUGGAAAAAAUGCAGGAUCUCAUUAUGGUGUGUAUAAAGGAAACACAGCGUGUUAGCAUCAUGGAGCAUCAAUGGCCAAACUGUUCUCUGUCUCGCAGAUAAACGUUUUAUAUCUCGUGCCUGCAGUAAAACACAUCACCCGGGCAUCCUUUGCACCACUGUCUUAUGCAGGAUAGAGAGCAAAGACACACCUUCAUCCAAAGAGGCCUGCACACAGGAAGAGAAAAAUGGACCUUUAUAAGUGAUUGAUUUGCUUGUUUGCCACUGUUGGUUGUAUCUUUUGUAGUUAGUGUGAGUGGGCUUGUGUACUCUGAAAGAGAGAGAGAGCAGAUUGAGAGAACUGUGUGUAUCCCUCUUUCUUCCAAACAUUCCUACAUUGUCUGCACUGUAAAUAUAAUAAAUCAUUUCUGCUUCCACCCCAAACUAGA
Pygocentrus nattereri (red-bellied piranha) is the source of this 2839-nucleotide messenger RNA. It is a transcript of the gene vegfc, whose product is annotated as vascular endothelial growth factor c. The coding region runs from base 470 to 1684 and encodes 404 amino acids. Gene Ontology annotation, biological process: positive regulation of endothelial cell proliferation; vascular endothelial growth factor receptor signaling pathway; vascular endothelial growth factor signaling pathway. The record is from RefSeq and is a predicted model, not a curated record. Gene Ontology annotation, cellular component: membrane. Lineage: Eukaryota; Metazoa; Chordata; Actinopteri; Characiformes; Serrasalmidae. The transcript is spliced from 7 exons. Gene Ontology annotation, molecular function: chemoattractant activity; vascular endothelial growth factor receptor 3 binding; growth factor activity.